Molecule: messenger RNA, 7884 nt
Organism: Callithrix jacchus (white-tufted-ear marmoset)
Lineage: Eukaryota; Metazoa; Chordata; Mammalia; Primates; Cebidae
Gene: PHACTR4
Product: phosphatase and actin regulator 4
Biological process (GO): actin cytoskeleton organization; neural crest cell migration
Molecular function (GO): actin binding
Source: RefSeq, a predicted model, not a curated record
UUUUUUUUUUUUUUUUUUCUCUCUCUAUCAAAAGCAGAUAAUGGGGCUAAGAUAAUAAGAGAGAAGAGAAUGUACCAAGGACAGGCUAAGUAAGAGAAAGUUCAGAUCCUAGAAAUCUUUCUGGGAUCUCAGUUUGGAGAACAAAAAUUUAAAUGAAAAUUUCUAUUUUUUUGUAGCUGUCUUUUUUUAUUAUUAUUAUUUUAUUUUAUUAUUUUUUUUUUUUUUUAAGAGACAGGGCUCACUAUGUUGCCGAGGCUGGACUCAAACUCUUGGGGUCCAGUGAUCUUCCCAACCUCAGCCUCCUGAGUAGCUGAGACUACAGGUGCAUGCCACUGCACCCAAGGGUAGCUGUCUUUUAUUGAAGGAAUAUUAGGGCUUUGGUACUUACAGCUUGGUAAUAUAAGACACAGGAUGUGACCUUACUAUCCUUCGUUUUCUUAUCUGAAAAUAGGGUAAAUAAAUAUACCUCCAAUGCAUGGUUAGUUGUGGUGAUGAUUAAAUGCAGUAACUAAUAUAAAACUUCUUAAUACAGUAAUCAAAAUUGUUAGCUUCCUCUUUUACCUUUAGAUUUAGUGGAAUAAUCCAGGUUAUGUGGAGAAUAUGUUAAGAUUGUGUUAUGUGUGGUUUUUUUUUACAUUUAGAAAAUUUAUGGUACUAUACUAAAUAAAAAUUUAUCAAGCUAUAUCUUUAAUAUUUAUGUACUUGGCUAUAUGUAAGUUAGUUACGGAUUAAAAAAGGAAAAAUCAGUGUGCAAAUUGGACCUUCAUUUGCUACAUAUGAUUAGCUGAUAUUUCCAUGUAUUAAUGCCCAGCAUGUAGGGCUACUCCCUGUAUUUUUUUAUUCCCCGAGAUCAUAUGGAGAUGAUUGAGUUUUAGCAGGAAGAGAACUAUUAUAUAAUACCUUCCAAAUAUUUAUUUCAAGCUUAUUGUUUUAGUAAACAGAUUUUCAGAAAUAUUUGUAUUCUCAGAAAAGGUAUAUUCAAUUCUAAAAUAUUGUUUCUAAUGUUAUUAAUUCCCAGUACAUAGAUUACACCCUGCUUUGGGCAUGCCCACCUACAGUUAGGAAAUAAAAUUUUAGAAUAAGCAGUGUGUCUUAGUCUGUUCAGGUUACUAUAAUAGAAUACAAUAGACUGGGGAGCUUAAACAACAAACCUUUCUUUCUUUUCUUUUCUUUUCUUUCUUUCAUUUUUGAGACAGGGUCUUGCAUUGUUGCCUAGGCUGGAGUGCAAUGGUGUAAUCAUAGCUCACGACUCACCUCCUUGUGCGCAAGCAAUCCUCCCACCUCACCUCCCCUCCCUCCAUUAGCUGGGACUACUGGCACAUGCCACCUUGCCUGGCUAAUUUUUAAAUUUGUUGUAGAGACAGAGUCUCAUUAUGUUGUCCAUGCUGAUCUUGAACUCCUGGGCUUAAGUAAUCCUUCAGCCUCGGCCGCCAAAGUGCUGGGAUUACAGGCAAGAGCCACCACGCCCAGCCACAGACAUUUAUUUCUAACAGUUCUGGAUACUGGGAAGUCCAAGAUCAAGGUGCCAGGAGAUUGGGUACCUGUGAGGGCCUUCUUCCUGGUUUUCAGACAGUUGUCUUGUGCGCCCUCACAUGAUGGAAAGAGAGAGCUCUCUGGGUCCUUUUUGAUAAGGUACUAAUCCUAUUAGUGAGGGCUUUACCCUCAAUGACCUAAUUAUCUCCCAAAGAACCCACUUCCUAUCACUAUCACAUUGGGGGUUUGAAUUUCAAUAUGUAAAUUGUAAAGGGACACAAACAUUCAGUCCAUAACACUGUGAAAUCUGAUACUUGUGAGGUAAACUUGUGUCUAAAACAUACCUUUGAAUGGAUUGCUGGUCCUAUUAGCCUUUUACUCAUAACCAUCCUGGUAAUUACAUUUGUAAAUUCUUUGGCAUGCUCUUGAGCAGGCUCCCUUUCUUCUGUGACUCAGAGCUUGGAGAGUUCCAACCAAACUCAAAGUCAGGAACAGAGGGUGUGGACUUUUGAGCUAUGCCACUCAGCAGCUAGAAUGUUGUUGGCAGUCUCCUCCCCUUCCUGCACUUCAGCUCUACACAGUGUGCAUUCUGGAAUGACAGGCAUUUCUGUGUGAAGAGAGCCAGUGUGAAGACAGUUUUGUAAGAACUACAAGUGCCCAGGCUGUAUGGGAAACAGAAACUUCAGCAGAUGAACUGACUUCAUGCCUUUUCCUGAUGUUUGGCAGUGACACUGAGAGAGGAUUGCGUGUCCCCUCUUUAUGUGGAUUUAUCUUUUAAGAAAAGUUUGCUUUUGUCCGGGACAAUUUGUUGUCGUGAGAUACAUCAGACAAUAUAAUCAUGGGGCAAGCUGAUGUCUCCAGACCGGUAAAUCCAGAUGCAGUUGAGGAAGCAGACCAGCCCGCUACAGAGCCAGGCAUGGUCAUGGACAGUGUGGAAGCAGGAGACACAACACCUCCUACCAAAAGGAAGAGCAAGUUCUCAGGCUUUGGCAAGAUCUUCAAACCCUGGAAAUGGAGGAAAAAAAAAAGUAGUGAUAAAUUUAAAGAGACUUCAGAAGUUUUAGAACGGAAAAUAUCUAUGCGAAAACCAAGAGAAGAGCUGGUUAAAAGAGGGGUUCUGUUGGAAGACCCUGAGCAAGGUGAUGAGGAUCCAGGAAAGCCAAGCCAUGCCAUGUUAAAGAAUGGCCAUACCACCCCCAUAGGGAGUGCCAGUUCAUCUAGUCCAGUCCAAGUAGAGGAAGAGCCAAUAAGAUUAGCAAGUCUUAGGAAACCUAUUCCAGAAGAGGACUUAAAGAAACGACUAGGCUCAACUGGAAGCCAGCCUAAUUCUGAAGCAGAGUCUAUUCCUGAGAAUGUACCCAAACAGCCUCCUUUACUUCCUCCCAAAAGACCCUUGUCUGCUUCUCAUGAAGCAAAUGAAGGGCAAGCAAAGGAUUCCACUUCCUCUGGCAGCACGGCAAGGUUCAUCAUCUCCACCUCCAUCACCACAGCACCCGCUGCCACCACUGCUGCCACAAGUCUCGCAAAGACUGUUAAUCUCUCUGCCACCCCUUCCCCCGCACCAAGGACUCUGCCUGCUGCUCCUACCAGCACUAACACUACUGCUACCCCAAGCCUCACUCAUAUGAUCCCUGCCAAGCAGCCCCCUAUCCCUCCCCCUAAACCAGCUCACAGAAACAGCAACCCUGUCAUUGCUGAACUGUCCCAAGCAAUAAACAGUGGUACAUUGUUAUCAAAACCGUCCCCACCGUUACCACCCAAGAGAGGCAUUCCAUCCACCUCAGUACCCACCUUGGAGUCUGCUGCUGCCAUCACCACAAAAACAACAAGUGAUCAAAGAGAGAAAAGCAUAAGUUCUGUGGGCUCUGAACUGCUGCCAGUGAUCCCACCUUGCUCUCCGUCCCCACCAUUGCCUACUCAUAUACCUCCAGAGCCUCCACGCUCCCCUCCAUUCCCUGCUGCGACUUUUCAGGUUGUAUCAGAAAUUGAGUUUCUACCAUCUUUAGAUCUACCCGAGGAGAUUCUCCAGCAGGAAGAUCAGAGAAAGGAAGUCCCCAAGAGGAUAUUGGACCAGAACUUUGGGGAGCCCCAUAUACCCUCCAGGCUGCCUCCAAUCCCACUGCAUAUUCGAAUCCAGCAGGCCCUCACUAGCCCACUUCCCAUGACUCCUCCUCUGGAGGGCUCUCACAGAGCUCAUUCGUUGCUCUUUGAAAACAGUGACAGCUUUUCUGAGGACAGCAGUACACUGGGUCGGACCAGGUCUCUUCCCAUCACUAUUGAAAUGCUGAAAGUUCCAGACGAUGAAGAAGAGGAGGAGCAAACCUGUCCAUCCACAUUCAGUGAAGACAUGACAUCUACCUCAGUCAUUCCUAAACUACCACGGUGUCUACAGGAGGAAGAAGAGAAGGAGAGCGACUCUGAUUCAGAAGGUCCCGUUCAGUACCGAGAUGAAGAGGAUGAAGAUGAGAGUCAUCAGAGUGCUCUGGCCAACAAAGUGAAGAGGAAAGACACACUGGCAAUGAAAUUGAACCACAGACCCAGUGAACCAGAGUUGAACCUGAAUUCUUGGCCUUGUAAAAGCAAGGAAGAGUGGAAUGAAAUACGGCACCAGAUUGGAAACACACUGAUCCGGCGACUGAGUCAAAGACCAACACCAGAAGAACUAGAACAACGCAAUAUAUUGCAACCUAAAAAUGAAGCUGAUCGUCAGGCAGAAAAACGAGAGAUUAAACGUCGGCUCACUAGAAAGCUCAGUCAAAGGCCAACUGUAGCUGAACUCCUUGCCAGGAAGAUUCUGAGGUUUAAUGAAUAUGUAGAGGUAACAGAUGCUCAAGACUAUGACCGGCGAGCCGACAAACCUUGGACCAAACUGACCCCUGCUGACAAGGCUGCCAUAAGAAAAGAAUUAAAUGAAUUUAAAAGCUCCGAGAUGGAGGUUCAUGAAGAAAGCAAACAUUUUACACGCUACCAUCGUCCAUGAUGCCCAAGGUUGAGAGAGGAACUCAACAUGGCUGCUUUGCUGCUCCUUCUCCGGAGUGACAUAUGGAGGGAACUUUAGCACUUCCCAGCACAGCCAGAAUUGCAUCCUCUGGGAUCUUCUGGGGUGGACAGCACUUCUUUGAAUGUAGCAUUUCACUGGAACAUUCUCAUGGGCUGCACCUGGGGCAAAACAACACUUUCUGAGUGCUUUUGAACCUUUCAAUAUUGUAGCAUACUUGAGGGGUUUUUUUCCUUACUGGCCACCAAAGUUCUGGACCACUUGCAGGUUCCAGGUUUUACUGGCUGUACCACACCCCUUCCCCUAGAUGACUUCCUAUGCUGAGGCACAGUUUGCACCAUUAGCCUUACCUGCCCUACCCUGAUGGUGAGACCCAAAUGUGUGGGCUCUAAAUUCCAGCUAUCAAAUCCAUUCCUGGUGGGGAAAACCUUCUGGAGGCCCCCAGCCUUCUGGUAAAAGAGUCCCUACCUCCAGGGGAAGCCUUUUUACCAUACUGGCAUAUCAGAUGAAAGCACUGCACUGUACCUCUCGUAACCCAGCAAUACAGUCCUCUUGAGGCACUCAAGCCUGAGAGGAAGCUCAGGAUCUGACAUGUUCUUCCUUUUCCUCACAAGUCAUUGUGAUUUUUAUUUUAAAAUAAUCUGGAAGUAAUGGGAACUUAUGUUUUCCUGAGCUGCAACAAGAAUCCAAAUUGGUUAGAUGAGGCUGGGCACAGUGGCUCAUGCCUGUAAUCCCAGCACUUUGGGAGGCCAGGUUGUGCGGAUCACCUGAGGUCAGGAGUUCGAGACUAGCCUGGCUGACAUGGUGAAACCCCAUCUCUACUAAAAAUAAAAAAAUUAGCCAGGCAUGGUAGCACCUGGCUGAGGCAUGAAAAUCACUUGAACCCAGGAGGUGGAAGGUACAGUGAGCCAAGAUCAUGCUACUGCACUCCAGCCUGGACAACAAAGUGAGACUCUGACUUAAAAAAAAAAAAAAUUGGUUAGAUGAGAAAGCAUAUAUAUUUUCUAUAUACAAAAACAAGAAAGGUGUUUGAGCUCCUGUGCUCAGGCCCACUCUCACACUCUGGAGUGUACUUUCAUUUUCAAUAAAUCCCUUUAUUCCUUCCUUGCAAAAAAAAAAAAAAAAAAAAUCAGGUGCAGUGGUGCUCACACCUAUAAUCUCAACACUUUGGGAAGCUGAGGCGGGUGGAUCACCUGAGGUCUGGAGUUCAAGAACAGCCUGGCCAACAUGGUGAAACCCUGUCUCUACUAAAAAAUACAAAAAUUUGCCAGGCAUGGUGGCUUGUGCCUGUAGUCCCAGCUACUGGGGCUGCUGAGGCAGAAGAAUUGCUUGAACCUGCGAAGUGGAGGUUGCAGUGAGCCGAUCGUGCCACUGCACUCCAGCCUGGGUGACAGAGCAAGACUCUGUCUCAAAAAAAAAGCCUUAAUGCCAGUGUGGCAGAAAACUCUGGCUUACAUUUUUAGGAUUGUAGUUUCAUUUACCAAAUGUUAUUCUCUAAAUUGCUUUGAACAAUAAAUGUAUUCUCCUCAAAGCAGAGUUGUAUCAACUCUGUGAGAGCAUUUAUGAGCUGAUGGUCCCCAUGCUUCCAGCCAGAAUCACAGUAAGGUCCGGCUGGGUAUGGGGUGCUGCAUAAGAAGGGGUGUCUGGAGAAGCCAGGAGGGCAUGAUCAUGGCCCACCGCGCCCCUCUUCUUCUAGUGCUCUUUGCCCUCUCCUGCUGUGCGCUUCCUCUUCACUCCAGAGCUGAUCCUCCUGCUGACUCUCUAGCAGCUUCCAUCUCACCCGCCCCUCCUCUUCCACACUGUAGAGGUAUCAUUGGUGCUGGGGCAUUGACUCAGGCCCCCUGCUUUCUGUAUUUGUAAUAGAUAUUAAUAUGAUUUCCUAAAACAAGAUUUUGUUACUUUCUUUGAAUUUGUUUUGAAAACAUACAGUCUCACUAUUUCACUUUAAUUCCUAUCCACACUAAAAAUACUAAUAGUUUCUGUUUAAUCUGAUGAAUACGACUUUUUUUCCUUCACUUUAAUGUUCAAGAAGUUGUGACCAUUUCAUAGAUUUCUUCUUAUUUAUUCUGUGGGCCCCUGUUAUCUGUUCUGUAUAUCAUCUUUCCUCAGAUUUUCGUCCUUUCAUACCCACAUAAGAAGACUUGCUGAAGAAUCAGAGUAUCAGUUCAAAACAAAACCUAGGCCGGGCACAGUGGCUCAUGCCUGUAAUCCCAGCACUUUGGGAGGCCAAGGCAGGCAGAUCACCUGAGGUCAGGAGUUCAAGACCAGCCUGACCAACAUGGUGAAACCCCAUCUCUACUAAAAAUACAAAAAUUAGCUGGGCAUGGUCACGCGCACCUGUAAUCCCAGCUACUCAAGAGGCUGGGGCAGGAGAAUCACUUGAACCCAGGAGAUAUAGGUUGCAGUGAGCUGAGAUUGCCCCACUGCACUCCAGCCUGGGUGACAGAGCAAGAUUCCAUCUCAAAAAAAAAAAAAGAAAAGAAAAGAAAUAAUACUGGGUCCCCAUCUCCUUGAAGUUUUUUGAUAUGUUUCAUUUUGUUUUUGGAGAUAGGUUCUCUGUCACCCAUUCUGGAGUGCAGUGGCACAAUCCUGGCUCAUAGUAACCUCUGCCUCCUGGACUCAAGCAAUACUCCCACUUCAGCUAAGACUACAGCAUGUGCCACCACACCCAGCUAAUUUUUGUGUUUUUUUUUUUUUUUUUUUUUUUUUUAGAGACAAGGUGUUCCCAUAUUGCCCAGGCUGGUCUUGAACUCGUGGGCUCAAGGGAUCUGUCUGUCUUUGCCUCCCAAAGUUCUGAGAUUGCAAGUGUCAGCCAUUGUGCCCAGCCUCCUUGAAGUUUACUAACACUUGGGAUGGAAAAUAAGUGACAGUUCCACUCAGUCUGUUAGAGGUGUGGAUAUACAGGCAGCCACACAAUAACUGCUAACUUGACUUCUAACCAUUGUAUCUUAUUGGUUUGGAGACUGUCUUCUGCCAGCAUUUUUUGUGGCUUGAGAUAACAUUUUCAAACCCUUCUUUCAAGACCUUUCUUACCCUUGAUGUGCCAAGCUUGAAACAGGAUUUGAUAUCCUGAGCUACUUGUUCGUCACCUUCUGUGUGUCACCAAGUAAUCUGGUUCAUCUUUCAUCUCAUUCAUGUUCUUUUCAAAUGAAACAAGACAUUUUGGGGGUCAAGUCUAUUUGGGUGUUUGUUUUGUUUUUAUGUAUAUAAAAAUGGAUUUUGUGUUCCCUUUCCAUGUACCAACUUACAUGGAAACUCACAGUCAUAAUGUAAAGAAGAAAUGAAAGCCUGGUGUAUUGUACUUCAAGAUGCCUCCCUGAUGUACAGAAUCUUAUAAAUAAUUGCAUUGUAUAUCAGUCUUCCCAUCAAUAUUAAUUAUUAAAUAUUUUAGAAUUUUUAAAUACCAAACUAUA